CAACACUGUGUGGUCGUGUCGACGAGCCUGCUCCGACUCCCAUGGCGGAGGGAAACUUUCGUCGGAUUUGAUGUCAAGGACGAAGGCGAAGGAUGCUCAACGUUCGCGGCUUUCUAUUUCCAAAGGAAUGGAUGACAUAUAUAAGGUCACACAUAGAAAAAUUUGUGCGGUGCAUGUCGCCACCGACGAGCGACAUAUAAGACGGCGACUGGCUCUGAGCUCGCCAUCGAGGCAAUUAAUGGCGACACUUUCCCGCCGGCGUCUCUCAGCUUGGCUCCUCGACCGCGUGGCUCAGGCACCGCCGGGUUCGAUCCUCGCUUGGCGCAUUUCGGUCGUCUUCAGUUUGGAACUUGGACGUUGCCAUUGAACUCGAGGGAUUCAAUAUUCUGAUUAGUGACAUCUUCCUAUUUUCCCCGCGACUUUACGGAAGGUCGGCUCCAGACAAUGCCGUAAGAGCUUGGCUACUGUUCGCAAUCUCUUCAUACAAUGGUGGCUAUCAUGCGUACUGCGACUGUUCGCCGAACACCGUGACAAUGAUCGGAGGUGAACGGACUACUACAGAAAGAAUCAUUCGAAGACUUAUGGCGAAGGCCGGCGUUCACGCUAUAAUGAAAGCGGGAUUAAUCCCCACUGUUAUGAUGACACCCUGCAUCUGUCAUUGUCAAUAUGUUCACGGGCGGACGGCAGUUAUUUCGACGUGAUGUCCCUUUGAUAGUUAGACGUUACCACGUCCAUUGCAAUGGAUACAAAUAGGGAAGAGGACUCAUGCUUGGGAUACCCUUCACCGCCGGUUCGGUUAUACGUUGUCUCUACUUUGCGCCCACUGUUCGCUCGAGUCUUUCAACAAGGCGUUCGUCAUUCGCUUGAUUUCUCCCACAUGUACUCCCGCUCGACUGAUAGUGUCAGUCAUCCUUCUUGGAAUCUCAUAGCGGGACCUCCAUUCGUAGGGUUCAUCUUGAACUGGGGUUUGCUUGGAGUUCUCUUGGUGCAAGUCUACAUAUACCAUAUUUCCUUUCCUAAAGAUCAGAUUUUGUUCAAAUGCCUUGUAUACGGCAUAUUUAUGCUCGACACCCUCCAAACAUGUAUGCUCACAGUAGACAUGUUUGACAACUUCAUCUACCGAUGGGGAAGCGCGGGGAGCUUCUCAACCAUUGGCAUGGGGUGGUUUAGCUUCAUUAUACUCGGUGGAAUUAUAUCCGCUGCAGUGCAGCUCACAUUUUCAUGGCGUCUUUGGAUAUUAGCCAAGUCCAAAGUAUUGACCGGAACGGUGGCUACCCUUGCGUUGACUCAACUGGGCGGGUCUAUCGUUGGUGGUGCUCAACUAAAGUCCUCUUCCGGUACAUCACAACAAAGUCGGUCAAACGUCGCACUCACAGUAUGGCUAGCGGGAAGUGCACUCGUAGACGUCAUUAUCGCAAUAGCGAUGACCUUCCUUCUCCUAAGGUCGAAGAAGAAUCAUAAGCUUGUUGAAUCCAAACUUCAGGGCCAAAACCAACUAAGUCAUUCGUUGAUAAACCGUCUAAUCUUCUUUGUCGUAGAGACGGGAACGAUGACAGCCACAGUUGCUAUUGUUGCCAUUGUCACGUUCCUUGCGAUGCCUCAAACGUAUGUUCACGAAUGCCCAGCCAUCAUUCUAGCUAAGCUAUACUCAAACACCCUGCUAGCAGGCUUCAACAAUCGAGCAAUGAUGGAACGUGUCGAACCCGAACAGCGCAAGUCAAUAGCGAUAUCCUCUGUCAUAUUCACACCCUCAGCAGACGCACCAGCGGGUUUCGAAUUUGUGACACCUGGCCAGUUGGAAUCAGGUUUUGCGGAGAAUAGGAGUCUGGGCAGUAGUAGCUUGAGAUCGAGCGGCCUUGUGAUUAGUGUGAGGGAUGUGAGGGGCUCGGUGGUGAGUACGGGAAGACUUUCGACGCCAUCGUCGCAGAAAGCAUGACAAACAUGAGCGACAGCAUUUCUAUCCAGUUUGCACGUUUAUUCGGGUAUUCAUUUUAUUUUGACCUGAAGCUUAUUAGCAACAUGUUCUAUUCAUACAGUAGUCCAUCAUCUACUGAAGUGUCUGUGCUUCCUGCUGGCUCAAGGACAUACAUAUCAUGGGGUUAAUUAUUGUAGCUUUGCCUGGGUAUUGAUUAUUCCCGAGAAUUAGAGCAGUGGCACUCUAUGUUGGUCGUUCUCUCGGAAAAAGAGCACAUGCAAG
Somion occarium is the source of this 2197-nucleotide messenger RNA. Lineage: Eukaryota; Fungi; Basidiomycota; Agaricomycetes; Polyporales; Cerrenaceae. The record is from the annotation of a GenBank genome assembly.